Oryza brachyantha (malo sina) is the source of this 1562-nucleotide messenger RNA. Its product is annotated as actin-3. The record is from RefSeq and is a predicted model, not a curated record. The coding region runs from base 52 to 1185 and encodes 377 amino acids. Lineage: Eukaryota; Viridiplantae; Streptophyta; Magnoliopsida; Poales; Poaceae. The transcript has 5 exons.
CCUCCUCCUCCGCCGCCACCGCCGCCGCCAGCCUCUCGCUCGACAAGAUUAAUGGCUGACGGCGAGGAUAUCCAGCCACUUGUAUGCGACAAUGGCACUGGAAUGGUCAAGGCUGGUUUUGCUGGUGAUGAUGCCCCCAGAGCAGUGUUCCCUAGUAUAGUUGGCCGCCCUCGGCACACAGGUGUCAUGGUUGGAAUGGGCCAAAAAGAUGCCUAUGUGGGUGAUGAAGCCCAGUCCAAAAGAGGUAUCUUGACCUUGAAAUACCCUAUUGAGCAUGGUAUUGUGAACAACUGGGAUGACAUGGAGAAAAUCUGGCAUCACACCUUCUACAAUGAGCUGCGUGUUGCCCCUGAGGAGCAUCCAAUUUUGCUAACAGAAGCUCCUUUAAACCCAAAGGCUAACAGAGAGAAGAUGACCCAAAUCAUGUUUGAGACAUUCAACGCACCAGCAAUGUAUGUGGCUAUUCAAGCUGUUCUUUCUCUAUAUGCCAGUGGUCGUACAACAGGUAUUGUGCUUGAUUCUGGUGAUGGUGUGACCCAUACCGUUCCAAUCUAUGAAGGAUAUGCACUUCCUCAUGCCAUUCUUCGUUUGGAUCUUGCUGGUCGUGAUCUAACUGACUGCCUGAUGAAGAUCCUUACAGAAAGAGGUUAUUCCUUCACAACAACCGCAGAGCGGGAAAUUGUGAGAGACAUUAAAGAGAAGCUUGCAUAUGUCGCUCUUGAUUAUGAGCAGGAACUUGAGACUGCUAAGAGCAGCUCCUCUGUUGAGAAGAGCUAUGAGUUGCCAGAUGGACAAGUUAUCACAAUUGGCGCCGAGAGGUUCAGGUGCCCAGAGGUGCUAUACCAGCCCUCACUGAUUGGGAUGGAAGCUCCAGGGAUCCAUGAGACCACCUACAACUCUAUCAUGAAGUGUGAUGUGGAUAUCAGGAAGGAUCUUUAUGGUAACAUUGUGCUUAGUGGAGGAACGACCAUGUUCCCUGGUAUUGCUGACAGGAUGAGCAAGGAGAUCACUGCCCUUGCACCCAGCAGUAUGAAGAUCAAGGUCGUGGCACCUCCUGAGAGAAAAUACAGUGUCUGGAUUGGCGGUUCUAUCCUUGCCUCCCUCAGCACGUUCCAACAGAUGUGGAUAUCUAAGGGAGAGUACGAUGAAUCUGGCCCUUCAAUCGUCCACAGGAAAUGCUUCUAAACCUUCCAUCGAGCCCUUGUUCUCAGUAUUUUCGGUGUGCCUCCGUUGUCAGUAUUUUCAGUCUUUAUGAGCUUUGCAUGCUUGGGCGUGUCUCGAUGCUUUCGUCAUCAGUAUAUUUCAAGUUUCUGCGAGCGUUUUUUGCAGAUAUACUAGUAUUACUGGAUGAAGAAAUGGUAGAUCCAAGCUUUGAGAUAUGUUCUGCUUUAGUGAUUUCAGAUGGUGUGUGUUGUGAUAUGUUGAUAUUAGUGAGUGAGAACUGUAUUGGUUUGGCCUCCUCGGCUGUUCUGUGACUGCGGAACAUUAGCUAUGUAUGUAUAUUUCCCUAAGUAUUGGCUGUAUUACUAUGGUGGUUUUCCAUGUAGUGGUUUCUAAAUCUA